Messenger RNA from Trichoplax adhaerens, 579 nucleotides. RefSeq lists its product as uncharacterized. NCBI's taxonomy places the organism in Eukaryota, Metazoa, Placozoa, Uniplacotomia, Trichoplacea, Trichoplacidae. The transcript has a single exon. The record is from RefSeq and is a predicted model, not a curated record. The coding region runs from base 1 to 579 and encodes 192 amino acids.
AUGGCAAAAGAAUUAUUUCGUUGUCUAUGGUGUUUGCUUCCAGAUACAUUUAAGGAAAAAGUUCAAAAAUCAAGUAGAAAGGAUGCAUCGAGGGAAGUUCUAUACUUAGGUAAGAGAGAUGUUGAAUCAGAAUUUGGUGCCGAUACAACUAAAGAAGCAAUAUCAUCUCUGUGGUCGGAUGGCAAACCAAAUUUAAAAGAAUUGCGAAUAUCAUUUACUUGGUUGGGGCUACAUAUGGAAGAUCUUGAAACAAAUCGUGUACGCGUAUAUCCAAUUGAAAGAAUUUCAUAUGCCAUCGUUGAUAGUGUUUUCGAUCGCGUAUUAAGUGUUAUUAUCAAGACAAAUGAUUUGUUAGAAUGUUACUGUUUUUUAUUCUCUAAGCCAUCUGAAGCCAAGGGCAUGCUACGCAAUUUCGAAAAGUCAUUAACCGAUGCUGCAAAUUUGUAUCUUUCAAAAGCAUUCGAAAAUGAUGGUAAACUAGGCUUUGAAAAUUUGGCUUACGAUGAUCAGACAGUUAAUUAUAAUAACUUUUCUUCUAGUGCUUCGUACGAUAGUCGAUCGCGUGCGAAUACGAAUUGA